AUGGUGGCAACGGUACCCACUACGCAAACAGCGGCCUGGAUCCAAGACCCUGGCCCAACCUGUGUUCUCCAGAUCCGAAAUGAUAUCCCGGUGAAGAAGCCUGCUGCAGGCGAGGUCCUCGUUAAGAUGGAAUGCUCGGGCAUCUGCCACUCCGAUUGCCACAACGUCCUCAUGCCGGGAAGAUACACCGAAGUCCCAGGUCAUGAAGGUGUCGGUAUUGUCGUGUCUCUCGGCGAUGGCGUCUCCGAAGAAUUGCUGGGCAAGAGAGUUGGACUGAGGUGGUUAUGGGACGCAUGCAAGGAAUGUAGUAGCUGUAAGAGCGGGAGGGAGAACCACUGCGGCAAGCAGAGGAACACGGGAAGAAAUGUAUGGGGAACUUUGCAACAGUAUGUCAUUGGGAGUGCCGACUUUGUCACGAGAAUACCAGAUGGCGUCAAGAGCGAGAUCGCGGCACCAUUGUUGUGUGCGGGAUUGAGUCUUGCAGGCGCUGUGUCCAAGCUCGCACCAGAAGUGCAGCCAGGCGAUUACGUGGCUAUUGUUGGCGCUGGUGGUGGUCUUGGACACAUUGGUGUCCAAAUAGCCAGCAUCAAAGGCUAUAAAGUCAUUGCGAUCGACAGCGGUCCAGAGAAGGAGAAAUUAAGCAAAGAGAUGGGUGCUGUGGCUUUCGUUGAUUAUGCCAAACAAGACGUAAUACAGGCAGUCAAGGAAUUGACUGAUGGAGAAGGCGCACAUGGUGUCAUCUGCGUCGCAGGCACCGAAAAGGCCUAUACUCAAGCCCCAGAACUGAUCAGGAAUAGUGGUGUAUUUGUCUGUGUGGGCUUGCCACCACAUGAUUUCAUGUUUCCUGUCAGUCCGAUACAUAUCGCCAACAGAGGAUUGGUCAUUAGAGGUUCAUCAACGGGUAGUGCUAAGCAGAUGGACGAGCUGCUUCAACACGUCCUUGAGGGGAAAAUCACCCCGAAGGUUGAAGUGUAUGACUUCACCGACUCGCCUAAGAUCCUGGAGGAGCUGAAGCGAUACGAAGUCACGGGUAGGAAGGUAGUACGUGUGCCUUGAUUUGGAAUGAAAUUUGAGCAUGCGUGUAGCGGGGCAGGAAAACGAGCAAAAGUCAUGUAUUUAUGUAUGUACAAAUUGUAUACAAAAGAAGGAUUUCAAUCAGGUAAUAAUAUACGUCCGACGAUACCUUCCAAGCAGCAACAUUUAAGUUAAUUGCACACUGAACUUAGUACCAGUUCCCACCCUCUUCGUUGGCCGUGACACUCUCUGGAUUCAUACUCACGAUGCGCUGACCGGGGAUUGUAUCAGUGAAGGCACUCUCAAACACACCGCUCACAGCCCUCCUCCCAAUCUCGGCAAAACUAUCAAAUUCAUCGUUAUCCCCUGUGAUAGCACUCCACUGCGCGUCGUCCGGGCUACGUGCAGGGCCCAGGUCGCUCCAGCGCGUCACAAUGAGAGCUUGCUUGAAGCGUUCAGGAACAUGGCUGCGAACAGACCUGUCUUCGACGAGUUUCAGCUCGAACAGGUAUUCGGUGGGGCACUUGGGACAGCGGCGC
This is a messenger RNA of Pyrenophora tritici-repentis Pt-1C-BFP, 1553 nucleotides long. Its product is annotated as AdhP, Zn-dependent alcohol dehydrogenase. Gene Ontology annotation, molecular function: alcohol dehydrogenase (NAD+) activity; zinc ion binding. Gene Ontology annotation, cellular component: cytoplasm. The record is from RefSeq and is a predicted model, not a curated record. Lineage: Eukaryota; Fungi; Ascomycota; Dothideomycetes; Pleosporales; Pleosporaceae.